Molecule: messenger RNA, 414 nt
Organism: Colletotrichum truncatum
Lineage: Eukaryota; Fungi; Ascomycota; Sordariomycetes; Glomerellales; Glomerellaceae
Product: endoribonuclease l-psp protein
Cellular component (GO): cytosol; mitochondrion
Molecular function (GO): deaminase activity
Source: RefSeq, a predicted model, not a curated record
AUGUCUUCCCUCCAGUACAAUAAUCCUCCUGGUGCUGCAGAGAAGCACAGCGAACUCGGACACUACUCACAAUCGGUUGACCUCGGAAAUGGCAUAGUCAAGUGCUCAGGGCAAGGAGGUUGGGAUCCCCAGUCUGGUGCACUUGACGCGACCGACAGCGACAAACAGAUUCGUCUGGCAAUGGAAAACGUCGAUCUUGUUCUUAAAGCGGCAGGCUUACGCGGGUGGGAAGAUGUGUACUUAUUACGGUCGUAUCACUGUGAUGUUAGAACUUCGUGGGAACCAGCUGCAGAGGCGUUAAAGAAGCGCAUUCCGGGCCACCGACCAGUUUGGACAGCAGUCGCCGUUCCACAAUUGGCCUUCCCUGGCAUGCUAAUCGAACUAGAGGUCGAGGCUAAGCGUCAGAAUGAAUGA